Messenger RNA from Strongylus vulgaris, 219 nucleotides. NCBI's taxonomy places the organism in Eukaryota, Metazoa, Nematoda, Chromadorea, Rhabditida, Strongylidae. The record is from the annotation of a GenBank genome assembly.
AUGGAGUUAGGUACUGACAUGCCAUUGUUGGGCAUCAUUGUUGCUAAUAGGGAAGUGGUUCAACAACAAGUAGAUGGCGUUAACUGCGGCGUACUUACCUGUGUCUAUGCAGAACGUCUUGCAAGAGGUAUUCCACGAAAUAAGAAGAGCCAACACAAUCAUUUCUUCGAUCUGCGAGGCUACAAAUUGACGAAUGCCGUAGAAAUGGCUUUGUUGUAA